CCUGCUAAUCCCUCUCUCCCCUCAUCUUGGGAGGGCUCGCUGCGAGCUUCGCAAGGUUCUCAGAUUUUGCCAUUGGCCCAAUGAUCCCUAGCUCAAGCUACUGUGACUCUGUCUUGCUCAGGUGAGGCCGAUCAGCUUGCGCACAUACUCACUGACUUUUCCUUGACCUAUUACUUUCAUACCGUCCCAAUACGAAGAAUGGCAGCUCAAACGGCACCCUGGACUAUCUGGUUUGUGGCAGCUCCUCUCUACUGCUUACACACCGCGACCUCGAUCAUGGUGCACACGGACCCCUUCGAGGAGAGCAAGGAGUCUAUGCUUGAGGUCAUCGUUCAUGCUCCAGGUGGGGGAGAUGUUCACACCGUAGGUGUGAAUACGACGCGGCGCCAGAAGGGGCUUGGGACUUACUCAACCUCGUCUCUGGCCAAGGAUUCUCCGCAUUGCCUGACAUGCGGGAGAUUGGCGUAUCAGUACGUGACGAACUCGACGAAUGCGACUGCAACUCGUACUUUCCCAUCUGUGUCUUUUCCUAACCCAGGUGAGGGUGCGAUUGUGACUCACUUUUCUGUGCGAGCCCAAGGGGAUAUCUGUGGUAUCGGCAGCCUUCAGUUGACCUUGGCGGGAGUGACAGCCACUUCUAGCUCUUGCCAGAAUGGCGUUCCAUGCCAGUGCAACUCGAACUAUUGUACCUCGUGCACAGCGACAAGCGCAAAGUACCAAUCAGGCAUCCCGGACUGGACUUGGGGCACCCAUGCAGUCGUACCAUCUUUUUCAGGUGCAGGGAUGGCCAUCGAGAGUCUCGUCAUCGACAUCUUCUACAUCACUGCGACGCCCAGUCCGACUUCUCACCCGACGCCCUACCCGACGCCCUACCCGACGCCCUACCCGACGUAUCCAUCCGCCCCCCCCGACGUGCCCGACUCAAUGCAUUCUGCCUUGGCCCCCAUGGCAGCCGGAGUGGCGAAUGGAUUCCUCCCGCCCGACGUUCCCGACUCCAUGCAAGCUGCCGGGGCUCCCAUGGGGGCGGCCGGAAUCUCUGGAGUGGCGAGCGGAUCCGUGGCCGCCACUGGUGAUCCGCAUUUGCAAAACGUCUUUGGCGAGCGAUUCGACCUGAUGAGGCCUGGCAAGCACGUUCUGAUUCAUAUUCCACGAGGAGAGCGUCUUGAGAAUGUGCUGCUCCGUGUAGAGGCUGAGGCACGUCGAUUGGGCAGUCAGUGCUCUGACAUGUAUUUCCAAGAAAUUAAUGUCACAGGGGACUGGGUGGAGAAGAAAUAUCGCAGAGGUGGAGUGGGUCUCCGUUUCCAAGCUCGGCGUGUGCGCGAUGAAACGCCAAGUUGGAUCACGUUGGGGGAAGUGCACUUGAAAGUUACCCAUGGGCGCACGCAGCAGGGCACCCAUUAUUUGAAUUUCCACGUGAAGAACCUUGGGCGGUCCGGCUUUGUUGUCGGAGGCUUGCUAGGAGCAGAUGAUCACGAGGAUGCUGCGAUGCCUUCGAAGGAUUGUGUUCAUCAGCUUUCCCUCCUUCAGACUGCGGUUCUGAGUGACCCACUGGCGCCUGUAUUCUCGACUGCAGCGGCAAGUCUCGCAUGACGGCUUGCAAUUUCAGGCAAAAGAGUUGAUACUGAAGUUUUGCUGUGCUCUCCGGGUGGAGCUGUGCUGCUGAGCUGAUAAAACUCUAACCGUUGCUUCUGAGUCUUGGGCCUCGGGUGCCUGCGCAUGAGCCCUGUCACCGACCGAUGCCAUCAGCUAGGCGUUGCCGUCCCAGCAGUGGCCCUCGAGAAACUCCGUGGGUCCGUGAGCCAUCGAUCUGAGAGGAGGCCAGGAGGCUCGGAGGUUUAGCCCCAACCUUGUGCACCAGAAGGCUGAACAUACACACAGCGUGGCUGGCCUGGGCGAGAACUGGAGGCACGUG
Molecule: messenger RNA, 1912 nt
Organism: Prorocentrum cordatum
Lineage: Eukaryota; Dinophyceae; Prorocentrales; Prorocentraceae
Source: the annotation of a GenBank genome assembly